This is a messenger RNA of Aspergillus fijiensis CBS 313.89, 479 nucleotides long. RefSeq lists its product as uncharacterized. Gene Ontology annotation, biological process: fatty acid biosynthetic process. The coding region runs from base 1 to 390 and encodes 129 amino acids. Gene Ontology annotation, molecular function: fatty acid synthase activity. The transcript has 4 exons. The record is from RefSeq and is a predicted model, not a curated record. NCBI's taxonomy places the organism in Eukaryota, Fungi, Ascomycota, Eurotiomycetes, Eurotiales, Aspergillaceae.
AUGGUUACGAGUCGCGAGAUCGGGGUGCGGUCCGGCAAUCUCUGGUUGAUCGUGGCGGUUGCGGCCCUGGUGGCCAGUCCGAUCGGUGGCGCGCUGGAGGCGCGGGAUGGAGUGGUCGAUCGGAUGACCUUUGCGCAGUGGCAGAAUGAUCUGAAGCCCAAGGUCCACGGCGCAUCGAACCUCCACCGUGCCACCGGGCCACCGGGCCUCGCCAACUACGCGGCCGCCAAUUGUGAUCUGGACGCACUGAUGCGGCGCCACCGGCGACAGGCCGGUCUGGCGGGCUCCGCGAUCGAUGCCGGUAUGGUCGUGGGCGUGGGACUGGUCGCGCAGAAUGCGGCCCUGCAACGGACCAUGGAGCUGCUGGGAGGAGGGACCGCCUUUCAUUAAGAGCAGGCUUCGCCUUAUCUGGUCUGUUUGGCCCAUUUGGUGUAACGGUGUUGUCCAUUCAAUGGGCUGUUGGGCUUUCAGUGCAGAAG